Ophidiomyces ophidiicola is the source of this 2244-nucleotide messenger RNA. It is a transcript of the gene PRP43, whose product is annotated as DEAH-box ATP-dependent RNA helicase prp43. Bases 1 to 2244 code for a protein of 747 amino acids. The transcript has 3 exons. Gene Ontology annotation, molecular function: ATP binding; RNA binding; RNA helicase activity. The record is from RefSeq and is a predicted model, not a curated record. Lineage: Eukaryota; Fungi; Ascomycota; Eurotiomycetes; Onygenales; Onygenaceae. Gene Ontology annotation, cellular component: spliceosomal complex; intracellular anatomical structure.
AUGGAUCCCCGCGACAACCCAUACCUUGCCCAUAUGUACGAGAACGACAGCUCUGGGGGCGGGGAGAGUAAGACCAAUGGGGCUUUAAAAGAUUCCCCGCUAGCAGAUUUUGAAAGGCACAAGUCCACAGCUGCGAUGGCACGGAAAGCAGAGGAUUCGACGGCCAACCCUUUCACAGGAAAACCCGCGUCGAGCCGAUAUUUCUCGAUCUUGAAAACGCGCAGAGGUCUACCUGUUCAUGCGCAGAGAGAUGAAUUCCUAGAGCUUUAUCAACAAUCCCAAAUCCUCGUGUUUGUCGGAGAGACUGGUUCUGGUAAAACAACGCAGAUACCCCAGUUUGUUCUCUACGAUGAUCUUCCCCAACUUCGAAAUAAACUCGUUGCCUGUACUCAACCCCGUCGAGUAGCAGCUAUGUCAGUUGCCGAGCGUGUUGCUAACGAGAUGGACGUCAAACUUGGAGAAGAGGUUGGGUAUAGCAUUCGUUUUGAAGAUAUGACCGGCCCGAAAACAAUAUUAAAAUAUAUGACCGAUGGCAUGUUGCUAAGAGAAGCAAUGCAUGACCCCGACCUUACCCGCUACAGCACAAUUAUCCUUGACGAAGCCCAUGAGCGCACGAUGGCAACAGACGUUCUCAUGGGGUUGUUAAAAGAAGUCGUCCUGCGUAGACCGGAUCUGAAACUCAUCGUCAUGUCCGCGACUUUGGAUGCGCAAAAAUUCCAACGUUAUUUUAACAACGCUCCGCUCUUAGCUGUUCCUGGUCGUACCCAUCCAGUCGAAAUUUUUUACACCCCAGAGCCUGAACAGGAUUACGUGGAAGCCGCCAUUCGAACGGUUUUGCAAAUCCAUGCUGGUGAACCAGAAGGCGACAUCCUUUUGUUCUUAACUGGUGAAGAGGAAAUUGAAGAUACUGUCCGUAAAAUAUCGUUAGAAGUGGAUGAGAUGAUUCGAGAAGCGGAUGCCGGGCCUAUGAAGGUGUAUCCGCUUUACGGUACACUCCCUCCAGCUAUGCAACAGCGUAUCUUCGACCCACCGCCUCCACCUCGCAAAGAGGGUGGCCGUCCGGGAAGGAAAUGCAUUAUUUCCACCAACAUCGCCGAAACCUCCCUUACAAUCGAUGGUAUAGUUUACGUGGUAGACCCUGGAUUUUCCAAACAAAAGAUUUAUAAUCCUCGCAUCCGCGUUGAAUCGCUUCUUGUGUCACCUAUCUCUAAAGCAUCAGCUCAGCAGCGUGCUGGUCGUGCCGGUCGUACACGACCUGGGAAAUGCUUUCGUCUAUAUACCGAAGGUGCCUUUAAAAAGGAGCUUAUCGAUCAAACUUACCCUGAGAUUCUGCGGUCGAACUUAUCUACGACGGUUUUAGACCUCAAAAAGCUUGGAAUAGACGAUCUUGUUCAUUUCGAUUUAAUGGAUCCUCCAGCCCCAGAAACACUAAUGCGUGCGCUCGAAGAGUUGAAUUACUUGGCCUGUCUAGAUGACGAAGGAAAUUUGACUCCGCUUGGUCGUCUGGCAUCAGAAUUUCCCUUGGACCCUACCCUAGCUGUCAUGCUAAUCACUUCUCCCGAAUUCUACUGCUCUAAUGAGAUCCUCUCUAUUACAUCUCUUCUUUCUGUUCCGCAAAUAUUUGUUCGCCCUGCCGCGCAAAGAAAACGUGCUGAUGAAAUGAAGUCUUUGUUUGCACACCCUGAUGGUGAUCACUUAACACUUCUCAACGUCUAUCAUGCCUUCAAAGGUCCAGAGGCGCAGGAGAAUCCUCGCCAAUGGUGUCAUGAUCAUUUCCUAUCUUUUCGCGCUCUCCAAUCUGCAGAUAACGUAAGACAACAAUUACAGCGUAUUAUGGAGCGCCAGGAGAUUGACCUUGUGUCGACGCCUUUCGAAGAUAAAAAAUAUUAUGAAAAUAUUCGCCGGGCACUUGUCGCUGGAUUUUUCAUGCAGGUUGCCAAGAAAGAAAGUCAGGGCAAAAGCUUGUACAGGACAGUCAAGGAUAACAAUGAACCGGUCCUUUUGCAUCCAAGCACGGUACUAAGUCACGAAUCGGAAUGGGUGUUGUACAACGAAUUUGUAUUGACCACGAAAAGUUUUAUCCGGACGGUGACAGCUGUGAAGGGAGAAUGGCUCCUUGAUAUUGCCCCAACAUACUACGAUAUAUCAACUUUCCCUAAAGGAGAAAUUAGAUCUGCUUUACUACGGGCAGCAGAACGUCUGUCACGAAAAGAGAAAAUGCGCUCGGAGACUAGGAAAAGAUAA